CUCCCUUGGCCUCCUUAUGCAAGAAAGGAAACCCUGACUGAAACACAAAGCCACAGAACAAAUUAAUAUUAUUAUGGCUUAGGGCUGACUUCCUAAAAAAAAACAGAAAAGGAUUCAUUUUCCUUGGAUCUUAGUGACAAAAUACUCCUGGACUCAGAAACUGAUGAGAGAAGGAGAGAGAGAGAGAGAAAGAGAGAGAAAGAGAGAAUGAAUUCAUCCCAACCAUCUACAUCACAAGGCACAGAGAAAGGAUGCUUCCCUUCCCAAAGGUACUUAUGGACAGUUGCUGGGGUCUCCAUUCUACUGCUCAGUGUCUGUUUUAUUACCAGAUGUGUUGUGACAUAUUAUAGCUUUCAACUCUGUGAUGAGAAAAAGUUCCAGCCAUACGAGGAUUUCAAAGACUUCUUCUGCUACAGAGAUGGAUCAGGUUCACUCAAGAAUUGCUGUCCAUCGAACUGGGUCCAUUUUCAAUCUAGCUGCUACUUAUUUUCUACUAACACCAUGUCUUGGGCAUCAAGUGUAAAAAACUGCUCAAACUUAGGAGCACAUCUGGUUGUUAUCAACACACUAGAGGAGCAGGAAUUUCUUUUCUAUGCAAAACCUAAAAGGAGAGAGUUUUAUAUUGGACUGACAGACCAGGUGACCGAGGGUCGGUGGCAAUGGGUAGAUGGCACACCUUUCACAGAAUCUCUGAGCUUCUGGGAUGAAGGGGAGCCCAAUAAUAUAGUAACAGUGGAGGACUGUGCCACUAUACGAGAUUCUUCAAACCCGAGGAAAAAUUGGAAUGAUGUGCCCUGUUUCUUCAAUAUGUUUCGGGUUUGUGAAAUGCCUGAAGUAAAAAAGCUUUGAAUAACCAAAAAAAUCCUUUAAGAACAGAAAGCACGACUGAAUGCAUAAAUACACAGGAGCAAGAGUGUGAACACAGCACCCUAUAAAGACUACAUAGGGACUUCAUCAGGAUUUUGUUGCUCUUGAUAUAAAUAAAAAAAGUUUUGGGGCA
Molecule: messenger RNA, 1000 nt
Organism: Suricata suricatta (meerkat)
Lineage: Eukaryota; Metazoa; Chordata; Mammalia; Carnivora; Herpestidae
Gene: CLEC4E
Product: C-type lectin domain family 4 member E
Exons: 6
Coding region: 208-849 (213 amino acids)
Biological process (GO): antifungal innate immune response
Cellular component (GO): external side of plasma membrane
Molecular function (GO): carbohydrate binding
Source: RefSeq, a predicted model, not a curated record